Molecule: messenger RNA, 4005 nt
Organism: Closterium sp. Naga37s-1
Lineage: Eukaryota; Viridiplantae; Streptophyta; Zygnematophyceae; Desmidiales; Closteriaceae
Source: the annotation of a GenBank genome assembly
AUGGGACGCCUACCCAUUCGUGAAUCUUGGCUCGGCGCUCUCCGCCCCACGGCACUGUACUACAGCAUUCUCCCUUCCACAGACACACUCUUCCACCUCCCCCUCCCUCCGCCUCCAUCCACCACACCCCCCUCACUCUCCCCCCCCCUCCCUUUCUCCCCACGACCCUUUCUCCCCGCCCCAGAGCUUCCCCUUUCAGGCGCAGCACAGCCGUCUCCGCCCGUUUAUCGUUUCCGCCUCUCCCUCGUUUUCCCUUCACCGCGGUUUGCUCACUGUCGCGGGGAGGCAGACAAGCUCGUCGGAGGUAAAGCGCUGGCGCGUGACUUCAACCCAGCCCCUCCUUUCCCUUCACGUCUAGGGUGGUCCAAGGACAGGGGUCGACUGAAAGGGGCGGCAACCAGAACUGCCGACGACGAGGGGCGCGACGCACGGCGCGAGGGACGGCGAGGGGCGAAUGGGAAGCGAGACGAGGUCGGCAGUAGUAGGAAGGAAGAGGCGCUGGUGUUGGUGCUCGGUGUGGCUGUCGACGGUCGCUUCGUCGCCACCCACGUGGGCGACGACCGUUACCUCCCCGUCGCGCACGACGCGCUCCUUCACGCGCCACCGCACGCCAACCCGUACUCCAUAGCACAUGGCAACACCAUGGUGCUACUCUUGCACCAGCACGUGCAGCACUCGCACCACUCCCACCACCACCACCAGCAACGCCGCGGCCCCCCGGGCUGCAUGCGCCUCUGCGCGUCCGGCCUCAGCACCCGCCACCAGCGACAACUGUCUCUCGACGCCCGCUCCCCGUCUCCUCCGCUCCACAAGCCGUCUCCCCCGCACGCCACCGCGCGCUCUCUUCCUCGCUCUGUGAGCCCGCACAGGGAGGAGUCGCCGCUCAUGCAUGCUGCGCGCACUGCCGACCCCCCAUCAGAAUCAUCCUCCCCAGUCUCCUCAUCACCAUUAUCAGCAGCAGCAGCAGCAGCAUCCGCGGAAGGAGCAGCGGGAGCAGCCGCAACAGCAGCAGGAGCAGCGUGGUCGCGAGUGACAGCAGUGCUGGUGGCUCGGACGUUCCCUGGAGUGCUGGACCGUGGCAAGGGCUAUGCGCUGCUCUCCUCCCUGCUCGACGCCCACGCCCGCCCCCUGCACCACCACCACCACCACCUGCUGCUGCAGCAAUCCGCACGUGGGGGAACAGUGGACGGAGGGGGAGAAGCAGGGGAAGCAGCACACGGAACAGAAUCAGCAGCAGCAGCAGCAGCAGCAGCAGCAGCUACUACGGGUACUAGCAAGGACUCGAAAGCCGACGCUCCGUUACAAGCAGAGCUUCACCUGAGAGCGCUUGCAGCGCCCCUGCGCGCGCCUGCAGCAGAGGAGGAGCCGCUGCUGCUGUACGCGGACGCGCCCAGGGCGUACCUGGUGCAGCCUGCCGGGCCGGAUGCGCAGGCAGAACAGGAGAUGCGCGAGAUGAAGGAGCAGUCGUUGCGACAGCUGGAAGAUGAGCUGGAUAUGAUCAAUGAGCUUAUUUGUCAGGAGGAGGCGGAGGAGAAAGAGGCGCAGGAGAAGCAGGCGCAGGAGCGGGGGGGAACCGUGGUCUGUGGAGAUGAUGGUGUGUCUCCUCCAGGCGCGUCAGCAGCAGCAGCUGCUGCAGCAGCGGCCUCUGCUUCGUCGGCAGCAGCGGGGGCAGCGGCGGCAGCGGCGGCGGCGGCGGCUGCUGAAGGGGGAGCAAUGGCAAGGAAGGCAGAAGCAGGCACAUGGGCUGGGCUGAAACGAACAGUGCCAAGUUUCAGGGGGGGAUUGGGAGCGAAGGAGCCAAGGAUAGCAGCAGGAGCAGGGAGAGGGGGGGGAGCAGGGAGCUGGUCAGCGGAGGAGCGGCGGGCGCGCAGUGCAGAGAUACAAGCGCUGAUGCCCUCCUCUGCGCCCCUCUCCCACGCCCACACCUCCCGCCAGGCCUGGGUUGCUGCCGAAUCGCUUGCUGCUGCGGCGGCUGCGGCGGCAGCUGCUGCCGCUGCUGCUGCUGACCCUGCAGCUGCUGCGAAUGCUGGCAGCUUGAUAAUAGGCCCUCGGUGUCGUUCCUUCAAUCAGCCUCAACGUGGGGAGUACGUGAAUAAGCUGCCUGUUCAGAUGGAGGGUGGACAAGGCGUGCUUGGACUGCAGGAGGGGCAGUGGAGCACAGGCGAGGCAGCAGCGGAAGGGAGGAAGGGCUGGUCCGAGAGUUACUGCCCCGCACAGAACCACUCUCAACCGCACCACUACCACCAGCUGCAGAAGCAGCAGCAACAUCAAGGGCAUCACGUCGACCCUGUUCUCUGCUCACACCCGUUGCAGGCGCUGCUGCCCGAGAAGCAGGAGGGAGGCGAGGGAGCAGCAGGUGGGAGCGACGGAAGAAAAUCACUGGAAUGCCUACCAGAGGUAGAUGCAGGCUCAGCCGCUUGGGACACCUCUGAAGUCCAUCAGAACCGCUCUCUCAGCUGCAAGUCCAGCUCCGAUGUUUUCCCCAAGCGGCUGGGAAGCGAGUGGGGGAAGGUGUUGAGAAAAGGAUGGUCUGUGGAGCUUCUUCCUGGUUCGCUUGCCACCCUCACUGCUGCUGCUGCCCUUGGGAGCAGUGAAAGCGCCGAUUUCGUGGGUGCUGCUAAUACACCUGGGGGCACUGCAGCUGCUGCUGGCGCUGCUGUUGGGAGUGAUGGCAUGGAGAACCAAGACCCGAAGCUGCUCUCACGGCCGUCGCACCCCCACUACCAGCACCUGCUCCCCGCCACUGCCACCUCCCCCAGCUGGUCCCACCACCUAGGCCGCUCCCUCAAGCUCAACCCCGACCUCUCCCGCGUCUCUCCCGCUGAAACCUUCCUUUCUGCCGACGCCUGUCACGCCUCCUUCUCCUUCUCCUCCUACCUCCCCUCCUCGUCCACCCCUGGGGUUGCUGCGGCCGCCCCCCGGGAAUCGGAGGGCACGCGCCCUGCUGCUGGGUGGUCGGUUGUUGGCACAGGGACAGAGGGCCUGGCGGCUGCUGCAGCGGCGGCGGCAGCGAGGCGAGGAGUGGAAGAGGGAGAGGGGAGGGAGCAGAACUCUGGAGAGGUGCGGAGGCAGUUUGUGGAUCUAAUCUCCCGUUGGACUGAGGGGCCGCUGGCUGCUGCUGCUGCCCUGGGAGGCAGGAUGCGGGGGGGCGAGGGCAGCUGGGGUAGAGCUGGGAGGGAGGAGGAAGGAGAUGUGAGCGGGGAUGGGGGGGAUGCGAGGGCGAGGAGAGGGAACUCGGGGUUGAUGUUUGGGCUGUCGGCUCUGGAGAUGCUGUCAGGGAGUGGGGGGUCGAGGAGGAUGCGAGGAGAGGAGGGCGGCGGAGGAAGGGGUGUGAGUGAGGCGCCUCAGAGGAAGAAGCGGGGCGUGUGUGAGAUCACAGAGGAGGUGAGCGGAGGCAGUAGUGUGGAAGCUGCAGGGGAUGCAGAAUCAGAGGCUGCAGCGGCGGCGGCAGCAUGCUCGGUGCUGGCAGCUGCGAUGAGGGGAGUGCAACCAGACCCGCACAUCAUACCGCCCCAUACACCCUGCACUGCCCAGCAGCAACAGCAGCAGCAGCAGCAACAGCAGCAGCAUGCGAGCAUGCCCCAGCAGCAGCAGCAGCAGCAGCAGCAGGAGGCGGAGAGGGUGAUGGUGGCAGAGAUCCAUUCAUUGCUGACCGGACUGCAGCAGCACAAGGGGAGCAAGGCGCUGCUCACACCGCACCCCCCUGGAACCACACUGGGGGCCGCAGAGGCAGCUGCAGGGGAGGGCAGGGGGAGGGAGACGGGUGAUGGGGCGAAGGAUGCAGCAGUGUACAUAGACGUGGGGGAGGAGACCUUGGGGCAAGCACGUGUGGCAUCUGAUGCUGGCAACAAGAACUCCGUGGCUGCAGGAGCCCAUGCGUCGGACUCUUCUCGCAGGCAAACGUUCUACAAGUGUGCCAUCGUGGCCCUGCUUAUAGGCAUCAUCGUCUGCGCGUGCUUCUUCAUCGGAUGGAUUGUGCAUUGCCGUGGGAUCACCUGCAAUUAG